CCGAGAUCCAAGCAAUGGCCUCCGCGGUGAUCGCUCCGAAGCUCCUUGUGCACACUGCGUCGUCGGCCAGCGCCAAGACCUUCGUCUUCCACGACGAAGACCAUACCCUCGGCAACGCUGUCCGCUACAUGCUCAUGCGCAACCCGGACGUCGACUUCGCCGGCUACACGAUCCCGCAUCCGUCCGAGCCCAAGAUGCACGUCCGCAUCCAGACACAGUCGGGCAAGUCGGCCAACCAGGCCAUGCGCGCGGCCUUGACCGACCUCAAGGCCAUUGGUUCGCAUGUCGACAAGACGUUCGCGAAGGAGCUCAAGGCCUUCAAGAAGAAGAAGGGCAAGCAGUAAGACGCUUGUUUUCUGUAAGAUCCUCUAUUGAAUAACUAUAUACCUACUGCACUUGCGAUA
This is a messenger RNA of Saprolegnia diclina VS20, 404 nucleotides long. RefSeq lists its product as hypothetical. Gene Ontology annotation, molecular function: protein dimerization activity; DNA binding; DNA-directed RNA polymerase activity. Lineage: Eukaryota; Oomycota; Saprolegniomycetes; Saprolegniales; Saprolegniaceae. Gene Ontology annotation, cellular component: RNA polymerase III complex; RNA polymerase I complex. The transcript is spliced from 3 exons. The coding region runs from base 15 to 344 and encodes 109 amino acids. The record is from RefSeq and is a predicted model, not a curated record. Gene Ontology annotation, biological process: DNA-templated transcription.